CCCAGGUGACGCGGGUGUGAUGUUCAAGGGUGAGACAUGUUCUCCGUCCCAGAGUUUUACUCCAGGAGGAGGCAGUUUGUCGGGCAAUCCUCCACCCGGCUGGACCAAUGUGGACUACGACUAGGAAUGUGGUACUGGAAAGACGAAACAAAAACUCUGGAAUUUAGAAGUUUCACACCCGCAAUAGAACUCAAGGAGAAAGGCAAGAAAGGGAAGGCAGUUCACUUCGCUGAGAUGGACGGCAGAGCUUCAGAAAGGUUGACAGAUAAGAGGUUUGCCUCAAGGGAUGAAAAAUCAGCUAAGGCUUUGGAGAAACGAGGUCAGCAGGGCAAUGUCACGCUGGAUGAUGUCAAGUUUGUUGCAUUGCUCUCCCUCCAGGAUACUGAGAUGCAGCGGAUCUGUUCCUUCACAACGUUUAUGAGGAAUAAGAAUCUUGACAGCUUCCUCAUGGCCCUGUUGUACUAUCUGUCUUAUUACCUGGAGAGACUCUCAAUGGAAAAGAAGCCCCAGAGUUACAUGGUGGAGAAAAUAUCAGACACACAAAAAGACUGGAAAUUUUUUGAGUCCUUCUAUACCUUCUGUACGUGCAUAGCCUGGAUUGUCUUCCGACGGCAGUACUUGACAGAGAUUGAGGAAGAGGUAGGCAGGCUUUUUCGAACCAAUAUGUUCAACAUUCCUCGAAGGAAGCGUGAGGAUGAAGAAUCAGGGGGAGAGAAGAAGCGCAUGACACUGGUACAAUUCAGGAGGAUGAUGGCAAAACGUCCAGCAAUUAAGAAGGCCAUGGACAUGCGCUCCCCGGUUUUGUCUACUCUGCUGCCAUCUCUCAGAGAAAAAGCUCAACAUAUCGUUGAGAAAAAGUAUGUGGCAGGCAUCAAACUCCAACCCCGAGUGGAGAAGGACACAACAAGUCUGAAGUCUGUGGCCAUGCCAAUAGUUGGCAUCUUGGGGGAGCCUCGAAAUCUGUUCAACCCGCAUACUCUCCUCCCCCUUGAAUCAGAAGAAAACGGAAAACCAAGCGGAAGGAGUUCUUCCAUAAUAGAGAGAAAUAACACAAGGAUUCAGGACACACUGAAUUUGGUCAUGUCAAAACUUACUUCGCAAAGCACUAAGUAA
Molecule: messenger RNA, 1113 nt
Organism: Grammomys surdaster
Lineage: Eukaryota; Metazoa; Chordata; Mammalia; Rodentia; Muridae
Gene: Ppp1r36
Product: protein phosphatase 1 regulatory subunit 36
Exons: 10
Coding region: 37-1113 (358 amino acids)
Biological process (GO): negative regulation of phosphatase activity
Molecular function (GO): phosphatase binding
Source: RefSeq, a predicted model, not a curated record